Alternaria atra is the source of this 2634-nucleotide messenger RNA. RefSeq lists its product as uncharacterized. Gene Ontology annotation, molecular function: iron ion transmembrane transporter activity. Bases 1 to 2634 code for a protein of 877 amino acids. The transcript is spliced from 3 exons. Gene Ontology annotation, cellular component: membrane. Gene Ontology annotation, biological process: iron ion transmembrane transport. NCBI's taxonomy places the organism in Eukaryota, Fungi, Ascomycota, Dothideomycetes, Pleosporales, Pleosporaceae. The record is from RefSeq and is a predicted model, not a curated record.
AUGGAGUCUUUCAUCUCCCUCAUCUCCCUCGCGGUCCUCUCCGCCAUCACUAUCGGUGUCUCCAUCCCCCGGGAUGACACCUCCUACAUCAACUCCUUGGAAACCUCUCCCGAAGAUGUAAAGACUUCACCUCCUCCAUCUCUUCCCUACCCCCUAUCCUUCCUUAACCCCAGGGCUAACGCAUCCCAGGCCGAAAACGUUCACAGCGAGUCCACCACCGCUACCACCUGCCAACAGUGCUCUCAAGUCUACAAAGAUUGCCGCAACCUCAUUGCGCCUGUGGGCAUAGGGCUCGUGGAUGGGUACUCGACGAGAAUCGCUAUAUGGGUUGUUUUCGCGCAAAACGCAGUCAGCGUACUGGUGGAAUACUUUGCUAUCGCGAAUGUGUAUGCCGCGGUACCAGAACUCGGUGUUGGAAAAGGCAAGCAAUCUGAAACGGACACUGCCACGGAAUUACAACCGCAACACUCUUCCCACCGGGAUACCGUAUCAAACGCCCCUGGCCGACGUCCCACUCUCCUCGCCAACAUAACCUCACACCUCCAACCCUAUCGCGCCUACGUCGAAAACCCCGCCUUCCUCGCCUCCUUCUCCCUCUCCCUCCUCUACCUCACAGUCCUAAGCUUCGCAUCGCAAAUGACAACCUACCUACUCACUCUCGGCUUCACCAGCACGCACGUCUCCAUCAUGCACCUCGUGUCCGUUAUUCUCGAACUCAGCGCCACCGUCGCAGCACCAUGGCUGAUGAGCAAGAUCGGCGCUGUAAGAGCCGGCCUCUGGUUUAUCAACGAACAAGUCCUCGCCAUCGGUCUCGCAAUAGGUCUAUUCCACGUUUUCCCCACGAGCACUGCCCCGAUGCUGGCUGGCGCCGCCCUCGUCCUCGGCGUCUGUCUCUCCCGCCUCGGUCUCUGGGGUUUCGAUCUUAGCGUCCAGUAUCUCGUGCAGGAAGAUGCGCCGCCUGCGUCCCGCGGCUCCUUCUCCGCUAUUGAGAUGAGCCUGCAGAAUCUCUUCGAACUGCUUUCCUUUGCGACGACAAUGGUGUGGUAUAGACCGCAGGAUUUCACCAUACCGAUACUUAUUAGAUGGCUCGUCCUACCCCUCGGCAGACACCCCGCUCGCUUUCGACCCACGCCCUUCCUCCAACAGACUUCGAACAACAACUCUCAAUCAGCAAACACGGGGGGAAGUAACUCACACGAUGGAGACAAGCAGGAGCGAAGCAAGUUUGCACGGAGUGUUCUCGAAGGAAGCACGGUAGCUCUGAUUUCACUCUUCGGACUGGGCCUGGGUGGCUAUGCCUAUAGUCUAUUCUACAAAAGGACUGUUGCGAAGAAGAUAGAGAAUGCCUUUGCGACAGGAUACAGCUCGCAAGAGCGCGUUGUGUUGGGUCGCAUCUCAUACGGCACCGAGCCAGACAAGAUCCAAGAGAUUGUGGAGAGAGAAUACUGGGUUCCACGAGCAGAGCAGGAAGACAUCGACAAUGUUGUCAGUGGAAGGGCUAGAGGGAGGUACUAUCUUGUCAUCGGUGAGCGAGGUACCGGCAAGCGAGCACUGCUCUUGGAGGCCAUGAGGAAGGUCAAUGGUGACGGCAUUGCUAUGCUAGAAGCGCAUAAUGAUCUGGAGGUCUUUCGAACACGGCUUGGCAAGGCUAUCGAUUACGAAUUUCACGAAGACUAUAUUGGUGGGCUGUUCAGUAUUCGGGGUCCGAGAGAUAGCUCACCGCUAUUGGAUAUCGAGAGAGCGCUUAAUCAGAUGGAGAAGGUAGCCUUGUCGCUGAGGAAGCGGCGAGGCAAGCCUCUUCUUAUGAUCAUCAACAAUAUCCACCUGUUCAAAGACGACGAAGCAGGAAAACAUCUCCUAGAGAUCUUGCAGCAGCGCGCAGAGAUAUGGGCGGGCAACGAACUCGUCACAACCGUCUUUACCUCUGAUGAAUUCUGGACGCUCGAACGCUUGACACCACAUGCAACUAACAUGCACGUCAUAAGCGUCAGAGACGUACGCAAAAACGUAGUCACAACAGCACUAAAACAAUACCGAGCGCGCUACCACAACGAAGACGUACCACAGAGUAUCCUAGACGAGGUCUUCGCCAAGGUCGGCGGACGACUAAUCUUCUUGAACCAAGUCGCUAAAUCCAAAGACAUGCUAGAAACCUGCAAGCAAAUCAAUCGAAGAGAGAAAACGUGGUUCCUCAACAACUGCUGGAUCCUCGGCGACUCCAUGGACGAUGACGUGGAAGAACAGCAGAAAUACUGCGCUGCCGCCAUCGUCCUAGCUCGUGCCCUUGUUCUUCGCGAAAAAGAGACGAUGGAUUCGGACCAGUUUACGCUUCCUGAGAUUCCACUACACGAGGCUCGUCAAAUUAUCACGAGAGCUGACUUUGUGCACCCGUUUGAUCAUAUCAAUGUUGUCCACAUUGAUGCUCAUGGUAUGGUAAGAGCGGAUUCUGUGCCGAUGCAGAAUGCGUUUCGCGAAGUUGUACAACAACCUGGGUUUGAGGAACAUUUGAAAGCUACUUUGAACAGAUUGGAUGAGUUGGAGAGUUUGGCGAGGACGAGAGAGGUUGCGAUGAGGGAUCCACCUGAUAGAAGUGGGGGAAUUGUGCCGGUGCAGACGUAUUGUGCAAAGCUCUGA